This is a messenger RNA of Prunus armeniaca (apricot), 720 nucleotides long. The record is from the annotation of a GenBank genome assembly. Lineage: Eukaryota; Viridiplantae; Streptophyta; Magnoliopsida; Rosales; Rosaceae.
AUGUGGACUCAACAUGAGGAUUGUGAGAGAAUUAUUGCUGCUGCAUGGAAUACAUUGGUUGAGGGGAGACUAAUGCAUCAAGUUGUUGAAAAAAUAAAACACACUCGUGUCUUCUUGUUACAGUGGUACCGUUCAGUUUUUUGUGCAACCAAAGGAGAGAUAAAACGAGUACAUGACAAAUUGAGGGUAGUUUGGAAUGAGCAUUGUGAUGACAGCACGCUUACCACUUAUAUUCAGAGAGCGUCUGGGCGAAAGCAAAGAAAUAAAAUCUCAAGUUUAAGGGAUGGUAACGGAAACUGGUGUGAUACAGACAGGGGCAUUGAAGGGAUUGUUCUGGAUUAUUUCGAAAAUCUGUUUCCAUCCACAUAUGCUGGCAAUGAUGGAGAAGUCUUAGCAGCUGUUGAAACUCGAGUUACUAGCACAAUGAAUGAGACUGCAGCAAAGGUCCUUGCUAACCGGUUGAAGACUAUUAUGCCCUCUCUCAUUUCUCCUAACCAGAGUGCGUUUGUCCUUGGUCAUCUCAUCUCCGAUAAUACCAUUUUAGCUGCUUUGUCACUUGGAAGAGGGAGAGGAACCAGUUUUAAUCAUUUGAAAGAGAGGAUUUGGAAAAAAUUGCAGAGAUGGAAAGGGAGAUUGUUAAGUGGCGCUGUCAAGGAAAUUUUAAUGAAAGUAGUGGCAUGGCCUACCUAUAUUUACUAUGAGCUGUUUCCUAUUACCUAA